Messenger RNA from Orbilia oligospora ATCC 24927, 723 nucleotides. RefSeq lists its product as uncharacterized. Bases 1 to 723 code for a protein of 240 amino acids. Gene Ontology annotation, molecular function: protein binding. The record is from RefSeq and is a predicted model, not a curated record. Lineage: Eukaryota; Fungi; Ascomycota; Orbiliomycetes; Orbiliales; Orbiliaceae. The transcript has a single exon.
AUGGCUUCACCAAUCGCUCUCCUCCCGAUAGAGCUCCACAUCACCAUCCUCUCCCUGUUAACAUUCGCAGACCAAAUCCGAGCCAGCCAAACAUGUACCCUCUGGCAAACCCUCCUGAACGAGGCCAAGAUCCUCGAAGAUUCCAGAUACCAGAUACCUCCUCCAUUCUUCGUUUUGCAAAUUCACAAACUUCUCGGUUUAUUUACGCACAGACCUAACGGUCAAAUUUCAAUGGAUGACCGACCAGUACCCAGCGGACUCGUUUUCCGCGUCGAAAACCAGAAAUUAGUCGAGGGUUUUUAUUACCAAGAGAACGAAAACGACGAAUCUAUAGACGGGAAUUUCACGAAUCUCUUCAGCAAAUCUACAAAUUUCCUUGACGAGCCCCUUUUUAAGGUGCCAGCAGAGUGUUUAACGAUCAAUCAUGACAAUGAAAACGUUUCUAUCAAUCUUUACAGUAAAAAGAAGAUGUUUAUUUUCUGCACGGAGUGGGUGAAAACAUAUAACUUACAUGCGCCGCCAACUGUCAAAGAACUAUUGGAGACGAUCAUAAACGAGGCCCAUGAUGAACUGGAGGGUGACUGGGGCGUGUACUCUGAUGAACCAGAGAUGAUACCGUGUGGACUGGAUUUUGAGAAAGGGUGUUGGUUGGCGGUGCAUAUCGUUACUGACCUUCGGGCAGGGGAUAUAGAUGUUUGUUUGAGGAGAGUGGAGUUCUCUUAA